AUGAGUUCUUUGAAGCAGUUCAUCCGCAACGUUCGCGCCGCCAAGACCAUCGCCGACGAACGAGCCGUUAUUCAGAAAGAGAGCGCCUCCAUCCGAGCAAGCUUCAGAGAAGAGAGCGGCGACCACAGCGUGAGGCGGAACAAUGUCGCCAAGCUCCUAUACCUUUUUACCCUCGGUGAGAGAACACAUUUUGGUCAGAUCGAAUGUCUGAAGCUGCUGGCCUCUCCACGAUUUGCCGACAAGCGACUGGGACAUCUCGCUACCAGCUUGCUGCUUGACGAAAACCAGGAGGUCUUGACGCUUGUGACAAACUCACUACAGAAUGAUCUCGCCCACUCGAAUCAGUAUGUCGUCGGUCUGGCCCUUUGCACCCUGGGUAACAUCGCCUCCAUUGAGAUGUCGCGAGACCUGUUCCAGCAAGUCGAAGCCUGCGUCAACACAUCGAACCCGUAUAUUCGAAGGAAGGCGGCGCUCUGUGCCAUGCGGAUAUGUCGCAAGGUCCCAGACUUGAAAGAGCACUUCGUCGACAAAGUCAGCAACCUGCUGGCCGACCGAAACCACGGCGUCCAGCUGUGUGGCUUAACCCUGGCAACCAGCUUCUGCGAGGCCGACGAAGAAGAAGAUGCGGAUGGUGAUGAGGACAUUGUCGAGAAGUUCAAGAUCUUUGUACCGAACCUGGUCAAGACACUGAAGGCUCUCGCAACCUCUGGAUAUGCUCCCGAGCAUGACGUCACAGGUAUCAGCGAUCCGUUUGUGCAAGUCAAGAUCCUCCGCUUCUUGAGGGCCUUGGCUACGGGCGACGCACAUGUCAGUGAGCAGAUCAACGAUAUUCUGGCACAGGUUGCGACAAAUACGGACUCCUCCAAGAACGUCGGAAACUCCAUCUUAUAUGAGGCCGUCCUCACGAUCCUCGAUAUCGAGGCGGAUUCUGGUCUUCGCGUACUCGGUGUCAAUAUUCUGGGCAAGUUCCUGUCCAACCGCGAUAACAACAUCCGUUACGUUGCGCUCAACACUCUUAUCAAGGUGGUCGCCAUCGAGCCAAACGCUGUCCAGAGACAUCGCAACACCAUUUUGGAGUGCUUGAGAGACCCGGAUAUCAGCAUCAGGAGGCGAGCGCUCGAACUCAGCUUUACGCUCAUCAACGAGAGCAACGUGCGGGUCCUCAUUCGGGAGUUGCUUGCAUUCUUGGAGGUCGCCGACAAUGAGUUCAAGCCUACCAUGACCAGUCAAAUAGGCAUUGCUGCCGACAAAUUUGCACCGAACAAGCGCUGGCACGUCGACACAAUGUUGCGAGUGUUGACGCUCGCCGGCAAUUAUGUUAAGGAGCCUAUCAUGUCAUCAUUUAUCCGACUGGUGGCCACUACCCCUGAACUGCAGACCUACGCCGUUCAGAAGCUUUAUAUCAACUUGAAGAAGGAUAUUACGCAGGAGAGUCUUACACAAGCUGGAGCGUGGUGUAUCGGCGAGUACGGCGAUGCCCUAUUGAGAGGUGGGCAAUAUGAAGAGGAAGAACUGGUUCGUGAGGUUAAGCAGCACGAACUCAUCGACUUGUUCACGACUAUCCUCAACAGCAACCACGCAACCCAAGUUUCGACCGAGUACAUCGUGACGGCGCUCGUUAAGCUCACGACGAGAUUGUCGGAUCCUGCGCAACUGGAUCGCAUCCGCCGGCUGCUUGAAGUCCACCAGACAAGUUUGGAUGUUGAGGUUCAGCAAAGAGCUGUUGAGUACACCAACUUGUUCUCGUACGACCAAAUCCGCUCUGGCGUUCUUGAGAAGAUGCCGCCUCCUCAAAUCAAGGAGGAAUCCCGCGUACUGGGCGCGGCGACCACCACAAAGAAGGCCAAGGCCGCCAACAGGAAAUCGAGGGUCGUCAAGCCAACCGAGCAGGAUCUCCUAUUCGACCUUAUGGACACCCCUCCAACAACUACUCCUGCCGCCGGUGGCGCCUCUAACACCGACCUUCUCGCCGACAUUCUGGGCGGUACCUCAUCGCCCCCUACAUCGACAUCUCCUGGCCCGCAACAAUCCCAGGCAGCCUCUAUCAUGGACCUCUUCUCCCAAGGUCCUGCCCAGCCCGUGGGCUCUCCUGUACCAGUUAUGGGUGGCUCGAACAUGGACCUGAUGUCUUCCAUGUCCGCCGUGGCAACCCCUCCGCCCCAGGCGCAGGCCGCCCCGCAGGCACCCGCAGGCCUUCCUGUCUACGACAACAAUGGUCUCAACGUCAGCUUCCAGAUCCAGCGCAAUGCCGAGGGUCUUGUUCAGGUUAUCGGUCGCUUCAGAAACUCAGGCCCCGGUCCUUUGUCGAACGUGGGAUUACAAGCAGCUGUUCCCAAGACCCAGAAGCUGCAGCUCAUGGCCAUUUCGAGCACGGAUGUUGGUCCUGGCGCCGAAGCCACCCAGAGAAUGAUUGUGUCUGGAGCCAAGGGAGUAUGUUUCUUCCCCCUCUUUGCUUUUGUACUUUUUUAUCAGAUUGCUAACUUUCUCGCAGCCGCUGCGACUGCGUCUGAGGAUUGGGUACGGGCAUUCGUCUGCCGGAGAAGUGAUGGACCAGGUGAACUGGACCGAGCCGUCCUGAUUUGGCGCAUGUUCUCUUCGGGCGGUGGCGUGGACUUGUAUGCUUACGAUGACAAGGCAAGCGUAUUGAAAAAUAGAAAGAUCUGCGAGGAUGAAAGAUUGGGGGCAAUUAAAAGCACACCGUCGAAGCCGCCCACCUCCAAGCUGUCAUGCUGUCAGCAGUACCUAUGUGCUCAUGAAGAAAGACAGACAUUGCACAGCGUUACACUUGUCAGAGUCAAUGCCGUAAACGAAGAAAUCCGUCUCUUCCGGCUUGGGGUAAAGGAGGGGUCGAGGAUUGAGCUCUUGAUCCGAUGUGACUUACUCAUUGCGGGAAAACAGUUCCUCCCAGGCCAAUGGCUGGACACCUACGUCCCCGGCGUGCCCAAGGCAGGGGGCUUCACCCUCACCAGCCCGCCGUCCAAGGCCGUCCUACCAAGAUCCGCGUACCUCGAGCUCGCGGUGCAGAAGUCGCCGACGAACCCGGCCGCCGCUUGGCUCUGGGAACAACCUGUCGACGACGAGAAUGAAGACCCCUCCCAGGUAGAGAAGAAACCAGAGAUUCAGGUCCGCGUCGGCGGGUCCUUUGUCUGGCCGCCCCCGGGAAUUGCUGACUUGGCCUCCCUGCGGCGAAUCGUCUUCAUUGCAGGCGGCGUCGGUGUGAAUCCGCUGAUGAGUAUCGUGAGUCACCUGGCUGAAGGGGUUGAAGGGAAGGGCGGCUGCCCGUACGAUGUCCAAUUCAUGUACUCGACAAAGGUGCCGUCGUCGGCGUCGCCGCCAGAAGAGUCUGGCGAGGACAGCCUCCUCGAUUCCGAAAAGAUCCUCUUCAUGGAGCGGCUGGCGGCUAUUUUCGGCCGGGAAAAAGUCCGUGGCCAGAUGAGGUUGUUCCUCACCGGCCUCGGUCCCGGGAUCGCAUCCGGUGAGCCCGUUCUACAUUGCAACGAGAUGGACGUCCCGUUCAAGAGGCGCCGUAUGGGCCUCGAAGACGUGGCGGAAGCCUUGGGGCCCGAAGCGGAACGCGGUGAUGCAUUGGUGUACGUCUGCGGGAUCCCGUCCAUGACUGAUGAGUUGGUCGAGAGCCUCACAUCGAAAAGCGGGUUGAAUCUCAGACCUGAACGGGUUCUGUGUGAGAAGUGGUGGUGA
This is a messenger RNA of Colletotrichum lupini, 3699 nucleotides long. RefSeq lists its product as uncharacterized. Gene Ontology annotation, biological process: intracellular protein transport; Golgi to vacuole transport; receptor-mediated endocytosis. Gene Ontology annotation, molecular function: clathrin-cargo adaptor activity; oxidoreductase activity. Gene Ontology annotation, cellular component: AP-1 adaptor complex; membrane coat. The record is from RefSeq and is a predicted model, not a curated record. Bases 1 to 3699 code for a protein of 1232 amino acids. Lineage: Eukaryota; Fungi; Ascomycota; Sordariomycetes; Glomerellales; Glomerellaceae. The transcript has 6 exons.